Molecule: messenger RNA, 3672 nt
Organism: Gavialis gangeticus (Gharial)
Lineage: Eukaryota; Metazoa; Chordata; Crocodylia; Gavialidae
Gene: MAPK8IP1
Product: mitogen-activated protein kinase 8 interacting protein 1
Exons: 13
Coding region: 178-2379 (733 amino acids)
Biological process (GO): regulation of JNK cascade
Cellular component (GO): cytoplasm
Molecular function (GO): protein binding
Source: RefSeq, a predicted model, not a curated record
CUGGCUUGCAGCUGGCGCCCUCGGGGGCGUCCUCGGCGCCGGCUUCCAGCUGCGCCCCCAGCCCCCCCCACCGCCAGUGGAUCCGUGCCCGGCUCCCCCUCCUCUCCCCUCCCUGCCUGCCUGCCAGCAUCAGCAGCAUCCAUCUCCCUCCCUGCUCCGCCCGCAUGGAGAGGGAGAAUGGCGGAGAGAGAGAAAGGAGCCGCGUCCCCCGCCGGAUCGUCUCCCUUCCUGGGGCUGCACCUCGCCUCGCCUCCCAAUUUCAGGCUCACCCACGAUAUCAGCCUUGAGGAGUUUGAGGAUGAAGAUCUCUCUGAAAUCACCGAUGAGUGUGGAAUCAGUCUGCAUUGUAAGGACAGCCUGGCUUCCCGGAGCCAUGUGAGCCUACAGGCCAAUAGCGUCCUGGGAGUGGGUGGUGGGGAGGCGAGCCGGCUGCAAGCAGAGAUGCUUCAGCUAGACCUGAUCGAUGCAGCCGGGGAGACCCCUGCCGAAGAGGAGACAGCAUCCGAGAAGCUCAAGAAAGAGCCCCUGCCGGUAACCAUGGACACCUACAGACCCAAGCGACCCACAACUCUCAACCUCUUCCCACAGGUGCCUCGGACCCAGGGAGCUCAGGGAGGAUUUCCAGCCUUCCGACAUUCCCAGGUGCCAGUUACCUGCUUACGGUUUCAAGGCAACACAGCAGUGUUGGGGGCCUGGGGGCAGGACACUCUGAAUAACAACUCUCUUGGGAAAAAGCACAGUUGGCAGGAGCGGGUGUCCCGGUCAUCUUCCCCCUUGAAAACUGGUGAGCAGACCCCUCCCCAUGACCACGUUUGCCUGAGUGAUGAGGUCAAUCACCAAAACAGCACAACCUCCACCAAAGACCGGGGCACGUCCACGGAGAGUCCAUGCCGGCGCACGGCUGCCACACAGAUUGCCCCUGCCUGUGUGGCCUCCUCCCGGGCGCCUGAGAAACACCAAACCAUGAGCCGGCCCCCACCCCACAACCCCAGUGUGGUGGUGGUGACAAGGGGGCCGGAAGCCCACCGGGACCGUAUCCGCUACCAGACGGACGUGAGGCUCGAGGCCACCGAGGAGAUUUACCUGACGCCUGUGCAGAAGAACUCCGAUCCGCUGGAGCCCGAGAAGCCGUUCCUGUCCCAGUCCAGUGAGAACCGCAUGUCCAUCAGCUCUGACGUUGAUGCCUCCAGCUACCCCGCACUGGCGGGGAAGCCCAACCCCUCCAUCAGCGAGGAGGAUGAGGUGCUGGACUACAUGUCCUCCCCUGACAAGAUGAGCCUGCCCAGAACCUCAUGUAGUGGCAGCAACAGUGGCUACCGGCCUGGGCACAGCCUCCAGCGGGCCUCGGUGAGCUCUGACACCAGCGCCCUCUCCUAUGACUCGGUCAAGUACACACUGGUGGUGGAUGAGAACGUGCAGCUGGAGCUGGUCAGCCUGAAGCAGUGCUACUCAGGCUACAGCGAUGAGAGCGACUCAACCACCGUCUAUGACAACUGUGUCUCCUCGCCGUAUGAGUCCGCCAUUGGCGAGGAGUAUGAGGAGGAUGCACUGAAGCGUGACUCAGUCUGCCUCUCUGAGGACUCCACCCCAGAGGCGGACAUCCACUUCUCCAAGAAGUUCCUCAAUGUCUUCAUGAGCGGCCGAGCGCGUUCCUCCAGUGCUGAAUCCUUUGGGCUAUUCUCUUGUAUGAUCAAUGGGGAGGAGCAGGAGCAGACUCACCGCGCUGUUUUCAGGUUUGUCCCUCGUCAUGCGGAUGAGCUGGAGCUGGAGGUGGACGACCCGUUGCUGGUGGAGGUGCAGGCAGAAGACUAUUGGUACGAGGCCUAUAACAUGAGGACGGGUGACCGUGGCAUUUUCCCUGCUUACUAUGCUAUCGAAGUCACCAAGGAUCCUGACCAUAUAACAGCCCUGACCAAGAACAGCGACUGGGUGGAUCAGUUCCGGGUGAAAUUCCUUGGCUCAGUCCAAGUUCCAUAUCACAAAGGCAACGACGUGCUGUGUGCAGCUAUGCAGAAGAUUGCCACCACCCGCCGCCUCACUGUGCACUUUAACCCGCCCUCCAGCUGUAUCCUGGAGAUCAGUGUGCGUGGAGUCAAGAUUGCCGUGAAGUCUGACGAUGCCAAGGAGCACGGCAAGGGAAACAAAUGUAGCCAUUUUUUCCAGUUGAAGAACAUCUCCUUCUGUGGGUACCAUCCAAAGAACAACAAGUAUUUUGGAUUUAUCACCAAGCACCCAGCAGACCAUAGAUUUUCCUGCCACGUCUUUGUCUCUGAGGAGUCUACCAAGCCACUUGCGGAAUCUGUAGGGAGGGCUUUCCAGCAGUUCUACAAGGAGUAUGUGGAGUACACAUGCCCCACAGAGGACAUCUACCUGGAGUAGGGGGCUGGGCCGAGCACCUCCCAUACAGACAGGGCCAGCAAACGUGCCUCUUCCCCAGUGUGCAUGGACAAGCUGCUUUGAGACUGGAGGAGAAAGAGGAGUGAAGCUGGAGAUGGUUCCCUUGGUGCAUGGAGCACACCCCCCCCUCCCCCUGACUUUUCAGGACUCCCCUUCCUUGGGCUGGGGGCUUGGGGUGGGAGGGGGGAGGGGUGAGAAAUGGGGUUUAUUGUAAAAUACUCUUAGUUUAUUAUAUUGAAGAAGCAUCAACGCCGCAGGCACUGCUGUGACAGCAUAGGAUGGGGCAUGCCUGGGUAGGGGGGCCCUGGAGGGGUAGGGGCAAGCAUGCAGCUAGGGGCACUGGCUGCACCACAGGCCAGGCUCUGCUUGCUGGCCCAGUGGAAUGGACGGGAGAACAUUCAUGCUCCUCUCCCCCAAGCGCUGGGGUGGUAGCACCUCCCAGCACGCAGCCUCACUCCUGCCGCCAUCCCACCGUGGGCUGAUUUUUAAUUCUGCGGCCAAGGCAGGCUCGCAUCAAGAAGCUGCAGGAUCAGCAGCAAACAGGAACCGGUGCAAGGAAUAGAGGUGGCCGAGUCCCCCUCUCCCAAGGGAAAGGGGCCUGCAUGUGGCAAAGAGAAGUUACUGCUGAAAGCCUAAGGCCCAGCUGAAGGGUGCUGAGAGGGAGAUGGACUCGGCCCAGAAAUUCCCACAGAGGGGCCUGGCUUUUAACCACCCUGCUGUUCCCACCCUGACAGGCUAAGGUGCUGUCUGGUUUCCAGGCAUUAGCCCUGGCCUAUGCUGAGACAUGGUGGCCUGUUCCCCUCCCUGCUUAAAGGAGAAGCCAGGGAGGAGCUAGGAGUGUGUAGGCCCUCCCUACUCUAACUGUUUAUUGGGAAGUGGAGGGAGAGAGGCAUGGAAGUCCCCUGCCCCCUUCUCAUACAGCUGUGGGGGGUGGGAUGGUGCCCCUGCUUCUCCCCCCAUCCACUGCAGCUGCAGGUACCAGGGCUGAGGGGAGCAGCUCUGACCCACCUGAGCUGGGCUAGGCAUCCUGAGGAGCAUCAUCUGCAAGCACAAUGCGAGUUCCCCAUGUCCAGGAUGGAGCUGUCCCCCUUGAUGGGCAGAGGGGGUAGGGAUGGAAGAGAGAAGCGCGACUGGGGAGAAGGGGCUGAGGCUGGCAGUGAGCUGUGCUGAGAGCAAUAGAGCAAGUGCCCCACCCUUGCCCUGCAGCCAGUGGUCUCUGUGCUCCAGCUGGAUCCACCGUGAUGGCAACAACUAUUAAACCUGACCUUUCAUGGA